Messenger RNA from Prunus persica (peach), 1499 nucleotides. RefSeq lists its product as uncharacterized. Bases 388 to 1176 code for a protein of 262 amino acids. The transcript has 3 exons. The record is from RefSeq and is a predicted model, not a curated record. Lineage: Eukaryota; Viridiplantae; Streptophyta; Magnoliopsida; Rosales; Rosaceae.
CCUAACUGUAAGAUAAUUUAUUAUCCCAAUCCUUUCAGAAUUGGUCUUCUAUUCAUUAUCGGAUUGCAAGACUCAAGACUAAUCAAGAGCUCAACACAACUCUCGACCUGCAGCCUCUGUGUCAGUGUCCCAUAUGGAUUACAAGGCUAAAGGGGUUUCUAGUUCUAUGAGAAUUAGGAUUAAAAGUUCUAUAGCAAUAAGGAUACCUCAAGGAGUCUCUUGAUGGGCAAGACUCCUUGAGUGAUGCAUAUAAAUAGAACAGCUCCCUCUAAGAGCCGAUACACACAAAAAUCUCAUCAAGUGAUUCACCCCAUCUGGAAUCUGAGAAUAAGGCAAUCGGUGAUCUUAGAGAAGAGCUGUCUCCCAGGUGUUUGACAAAAGGCUUCAAUGGCAGAACAAGUUUUAAACACAUAUAUAUAUACUAUGUGUUUUUCAAUUAAUCACAACUCGAUUGAAACUCUCAUUGGCUCCAACUACACCAAAUGGAGGGAAGAUGUGGAAAUUGCUCUAGGAUUGCUGGAUUAUGAGAUGGUCAUUGAAGAAGAAGCUCCUGCAGAACCUGCUGCUACUGCAUCUGCUGAAGCAAAAGCAAAAUAUGCAAAAUGGAUUAAAGCCAACAAGAUGGCUAUUCUAAUCAUGAGGAGAUCAAUUUCACCAUCUGUCAGAGGAAGCAUCACACCAUCUGAUAAUGCCAAGAAGUUCAUUGAUUCUAUUGCGGAAAAAUUUCAGGAAUCCAAGAAAGCUGAAAUUGGUACUCUGAUGGCACAACUUACUGAUGCAAAAUACAAUGGGGAGAAGUGUGUAAGAACACACAUAUUGAAUAUGCUGGAAAUUGGGAACAAGCUGCAAGCACUCAAAGUCAAUGUGGAUGAAAAUAUGAUGGUACACUUUGCAAUAAAUUCUCUACCAAGCACUUUCAAGCACCUUAGAAGCACCUAUGUAGCACAGAAGGAAAUAUGGACAGUAACUGACCUCAUAGGCAUCUGUGUGCAGGAAGAACAAAAUAUGAAGAAAGAUAAGGCUGAAGAAAGAGUUAACAUGGUUCACAACUUCAAACCCAAAAAGGAUUUUGGAAAGGGUAAAAUUGCUUGGAAGAAAAACAAGGAAGAAAAGGGAAGUAAGGGGCUAGAACCAGAAGGUUUCAAGUGUUACUUCUGCAAGAAUUUGGUCAUAUGAAGAGGAAUUGUGACAGAUACAAACGCUGGCUAGAUAAACAGAAGGCUAAAGGGGUUCAAAACAAAGAGGUUGCCAAGCAAGGCUGAGAUGAAAGUGUUCGUGGGAAAUGGAGAAAGAGUCAAGGUGGAGUACAUUGGAUUAGCUAAGAUCGUUUUGGAGUCUGGUUUUAUUUUGGAGUUAGUAGAUGUAGUUUAUAUUCCUUCUAUGAAAAGGAAUCUUAUUUCAGUUAGUAAGCUUGUAAAAUCAAACUUACAGUUUGAGUUUGAUGAGUCUGGAUUCUCCAUUUUCAAAAAUAAAGUUAUGAUCGGUAAUGGUUUUCUAGA